CUCUAGUUUUCCACCACUAACCCAGCUUCUUUCUCUCUCAAAACCAUAUACUAUAUAUUCCCAUUGCUAUCAUCGUCGUCUCGUCGCCGCCUUCGUUAUCGCCGUCAUCUGUCACCAUUACCUGCCGCUCGCUGUCUUCCCGCUCAACUCCCUCUUCCAUCCAUACAAUUACCACCACCCGCAUCUACUUGAUCGUGGCCGGAUGCCUGUCCUUCACAUUGAUUUUGUCCCCGGUCUUUAGUCUCUGUCGAUACUCGCUUCCCCUUGUCUGUGCUCCUUCGAGCUACUGCCCGCUCCCAUGCCCUUUCGCUGCCGUCUUCCGACCAAGGUGGUACAUUUGACACCCUUCACCUUCGUCCUCCCCUGUCUCGGAUCCUCCCAGUGGGCCUUUCGCCGUUUGCUUAUUCUCUAGCUGAAUAUCGGAAAUCGUUCCGUACCAUCUUAAACCUUUCUCAUGCAGGUUCGUUAGUGGUCAUACUUAGCUUUCCCCGAGUGGUCGUUCUCGACUCUCUUUCCUUCCAUAUGCCGGGGUGUCUAGCCCCUCUAGUGAUUGCCCACGGGCGCAACAUGCUCACAGUCGUCUUCUUCAUCUCCUAUGAAGAUAUCAGAUCAUCAUGUGAAACAUGUUUUCUAACUCUACAAACCUCAGCACUUGCAGGCUUCGGCGCACAAAUCGGAGGUUGACGGAGAAUCCUCGACGCGAAGAGGCCAUAUAUCAAUAAGCGACCCCGGCCAUCAUGUUACGGAGGCUAUUGGCCAUAUGUAUGAUGACGACUAUGAUCAGAGUGAUUCACGCCGUCUCAGCUAUCUUUGCACCCCGCUGACCGAGUCGAUCUCCGUCUCCCCUAUUUCCAGAACGUCCUCGAAUCCUCAGCAUCCAGAUGAAGCCCACUCUCUUCAGGCGAAUGGGCGCUCGCGACCACCAGCCAUCAGAUCCAAAUCGUAUGACAAGGACCACAAUAUGGGCUCGUCCGGGUCAGAUCGAUCACCGGGAGGAACAGCAACCUCGUCGUUUCCACUCAAUGACAUCGAUUACGAGUCAGAUCCUGCCGCCGUAGCCCAAGAGCUCAGCAACUUAGCUGCGAUUCGCCGGAUGUCCAUGGAUGCAGUAGCUACGGGCGAUCCUGAUCUUCCCUCAUUUUCCUCCGAUGCCUCGGUUUCUUUGCCCCCUUCCCCGUCAGCAGACGAGAAUGAUGCGUCCCGACUCUUCUGGGUUCCGGCACGUUUGCACCCCGAACUAGCACCUAUGGAAUUCAAGUCGUUUCUUGAGAGUAAGGCAGAGCAAAUCAAGCGGAGAUCUGGCGAUAGUUCCUUGUUGGGCAAAGACCUAGGCAAGAGUCUACAAAGGAAAAGAUCAAAGCUGUCCAGGCAGAUUGACAACCCUGUUGGUUAUAUGGACGGCGCCGAGCGACUAGAGCGCAAACGAUCUGAUUCGAAAAGGAGCCCGAAUCUGCAAGAUUUGGAGACGCUGGUGGACAACUCGAAGCAACUCAACAAGGAGGCCGCUUCUCUUUUGCAAGGGAUUCAAAAUCUCGAUAUUUCUGCCGAUGAAGAUAGACCUAUCCUCCCUCCUGCACCCCCUGGCCACAGCCUCAGACGAUCUACCAGAACCCAAUACCGGAAAGGAGGCUCAAAGAAAGGCGAGAGGCCGCUAUAUUCCAAGCGACAUGCGAGGACGUUAGAUGGGACUGACACAGCGAGCAACCAGUCGUCACUCGGUCGAGUCUCAACCGAUCCUACCCCGAGCGCAGGUAGGGGGCAAUCUUCAUCUUGGCCUCACCGAAGUCCUGCGAAUACUCCAAGCGAUCCUGCAAGUCAAACGCCCGGCCCGGCCUUGGACCAUAACGAGUCGAGGAACGGGCCCACACAGUUCAUUAGCUCACAGUCUAGUUCGUCUUCAAGUCAGGAGGACUCAGGAGAUAGGCAAAAUGCGCCAGGUCAACGAAAACAGAGACAGUCUCAUACCAGUACCAAUGGCCGAUCUAUCGCGCAGCAUUCUCCGUCGACGCAGGGAGAUGUCUCAGCGGUCGGAGACACAUUGUCAGUUAGACCUAGUCCGCCUCCUGGCAUCUCAACCCAGCAGAACCACAGACAGGAAGAGCACGCUUCUACUGGAUCCUCAACGCAAGAGAAUACUACGAAAUGGUCGAGCCGUGCACGUCAUUCUACGAAGGAGAGCCGGUCGACACUCAGUGGAAUCGCCAAUACUCCCCAGGCCCUACCGGGCAACAACACCAGAACCGACACCCUUUCGAUAAUCCCUACCAUGACUGAAGACAAAAAAUCAGAAAGUAAGAAGUCGAAAGAUAAGAAGGAAGAGGGUGGCAGAAAAUCAAGUUGGCACUGGCUCCUGGGCAGCGACGAAAAGGACAAAGAAAAGAAAAAAGACAAAGACGGUGAUUCAAAGAAACAUAAAAAUAAAUCUGCCGAAAAGGUACACGAUGCUGCGCGUCUGGACGUUCUACAGUCAUCCAUCGACGGAGGUCAGCGAGGUCGCGAGAGCUUGAUCCUGGAUCGAUCCGAGCAUAAAUUGGAGGAAGAGCGCCGGAAGGAUAGCGCCAAGGGAUUGCUGGGAGACUCUAAGAAAGAGAAGGAAUCUGGCCUGUUCUCAUCGAUAUUUGGUGGCGUGAAGAAGAAGAGCAACGGGGAUGGUCAUCACAAAAAGCACGUCUCGCGGAAUCUAUCCCCCGACCCUCCUGUUCGUGAGCUUCGGCCAGAUAUCGACUACGCUUGGAGCAGGUUUUCGAUCCUUGAAGAGCGAGCGAUCUACCGAAUGGCGCAUAUCAAACUCGCAAAUCCUCGACGAGCGCUUUACUCUCAAGUUCUUUUGAGCAAUUUCAUGUACUCCUACCUUGCGAAAGUGCAGCAAAUGCAUCCAACAAUGAUGAUGGCCGCAGCAGCUGCACAGAGGCAGCAAAAAUCGGACCAAACGGACGAGUAUCUGCAAUAUCAGAGAUACCAAGAGCAACAGAUGCAAUUUGACGAUAAUGCCUAUGACAAUCCUCAAAUGUAUGAGUACGAUCACGACAACAGGCAUGACGCUUACGGAUCGAGCCGUUCGCACAGUUAUGAUAGUGGAAGUGCAUAUGGCCCGGGGCAUUACCAGCAGUAUAAUUAUGCAAACCCGGCAUAUGCCGGACAAAACCAAUUAGAUGACGAUGACGAUGACAUGUUUUAAGGGAAGCUAGACCGCCAGUAACUGGUGUUUCUCUGCUGCUAUUUUUGUUUAUUCUCGAGCGCGCGGAAAAUACCCUUGAUUUUUGUGAAGCUCCAAGCCGUUGAUAGAAUUGCACACUGACGACCGAUAUUCUUCUCUUGUCCCGCCUUCUUUCUGGCUUCUGGCGAGACGAGAAGGCUAAUGUUCAUAUUGUUAUAUACACCAGGGAAACUGGAGUAAACUGCCAGGACUGAUGCCGUCCAAGGGCCGCAGUCUAUUUCAUUUGAUAUACUGCUGUCCUUGUCAUCAUUGUGCCCUUUAAGACACCUUAGGUACACAACCGAGCAUAUUCUUGAUCUUGACUCUGCAUACGGUCUGGUACCCGGGAAGUCUGGCACAUUGUCCGAUUUCUGACUUUGCAUAGCGUCUGCGUUGGGUUUUCUUUGGUUCUCGUUUCCCUGUUAGUACUGCGGUCAUGGUCUAUGAAAUCUUCCGACAAUUUGGCAUUGACCUCACUUUGUGAUAGUCCAAGCAAAGCUUAGGCCUUUAGAUUCCAUAAUUAUGGAUUCCGGUAACAGUUCUGCGUCUCCUUCCCAUUUCGUAAAAGCAUCGGAUAAUCCUCGCUCAUUCGUUCAAGGGAAUUUAGAUAGAUCUUUUUGGUGAGAUUCUUCGAUAAUCUUUU
Molecule: messenger RNA, 3839 nt
Organism: Monascus purpureus
Lineage: Eukaryota; Fungi; Ascomycota; Eurotiomycetes; Eurotiales; Aspergillaceae
Source: the annotation of a GenBank genome assembly